Messenger RNA from Octodon degus (degu), 2130 nucleotides. RefSeq names its product matrix remodeling associated 8 (gene Mxra8). Bases 45 to 1349 code for a protein of 434 amino acids. The transcript is spliced from 10 exons. The record is from RefSeq and is a predicted model, not a curated record. Gene Ontology annotation, cellular component: membrane; cell surface. Gene Ontology annotation, biological process: cell adhesion; establishment of glial blood-brain barrier. Lineage: Eukaryota; Metazoa; Chordata; Mammalia; Rodentia; Octodontidae.
UUUCUGGAGAGCAGAGCCAGAGAAAGACAAAGCGAGCAGGCGCCAUGGCGCUGUGGACCCAGGUCCUGCUAUGGGGACUUGCACUUCUACAGAACUCCACUGUCCUUCUGUCCUCAGGGUCAGGGCCUGCGACCAGCGACAGCUCAGUGGUGUCUGAGUCUGUAGUGACCUGGGAGGCAGGUAGCCAGGCGGUCCUGCGCUGCCAGAGCCCACGCAUGGUGUGGACACAGGACCGGCUGCAUGACCGCCAGCGUGUGGUCCACUGGGACCUGGGCGGUGGUCCCGGCCCUGCACGCCGGCUAGUGGAUAUGUACUCGGCCGGUGAGCCACGCGUGUACCAGCCCCGGGACCGUGGCCGCUUGCUGUUGUCGCCCUCUGCCUUCCACGACGGCAAUUUCUCCCUGCUCAUUCGAGCGGUAGAGGAAAGCGAUGCGGGGCUGUACACCUGCAACCUGCACCACCACUACUGCCACCUGUAUGAGAGCCUGGCCAUUCGUCUGGAGGUGACCGACGACCCCCGGGCCGCGCGCGCCUACUGGGAUGGCGAGAAGGAGGUGCUGACCGCGGCGCGCGGCACGCCGACGCUGCUUACCUGCGUGAACCGCGCGCUCCUGUGGACCGAGCGGCACCUGGAGGAAGCGCAGCAGGUUGUACACUGGGAUCGCCAACCGCCUGGGGUCCCGCAUGACCGCGCCGAUCGCCUGCUCGACCUGUACGCGUCCGGCGAGCGCCGCGCCUACGCGCCUCCCUUCCUGCGCGACCGCGUGGCCGUCGGCGCCGACGCCUUCGCGCGCGGGGACUUCUCGCUGAGGAUCGACCCGCUGGAACCAGCGGAUGAGGGCACCUAUUCCUGCCACUUGCACCACCACUACUGCGGCCUGCACGAGCGCCGGGUCUUCCACCUGCGCGUGGCCGAGCCCGCCGCGACCCCGCCGCCCCUGCGCCCCUCUCCGGGCUCGGCCCCAGACCCCACGCUGGCACGAGGGCGCAGCGUCAUCAACGUCAUCGUCCCCGAGGGACGCGCGCACUUCUUCCAGCAGCUGGGCUACGUGCUAGCCACGCUGCUGCUCUUCAUCCUGCUGCUCAUCACCGUCGUCCUCACCACCCGCCAGCGCCGCCGCGGAGGCUAUGACUACACAGACCAGAAGUCUGCGAAGGCCAAAGCGAAGGACGUGAACCUGGCAGAGUUUGCAGUGGCCACAGGAGACCAGACCCCCUACAGGAGCGAGGAUAUCCAGCUAGAUUACAAAAACAAUAUCCUCAAGGAGAGGGUUGAGCUGGUCCACAGUCCCCUGCCUGCCAAGAACAUCGACCUGGACAAAGAGUUCAGGAAAGAGUACUGCAAGUAACGCGAUGCUGGGCUCUUGGCCCGGCUGCAGCUCUGCUCCCGAGGACUGGAGAGUCCAGGACCGUAGAUGCUCGCCGCCUUCUUCCCAGCGGCUGGACCCGCUUUCCUGAAGUUGGCCUAAGGCUGGCCGGCACAAAGUAGCUGGGGCACCAUCUUCAUUCUCAAGAAGCUACUGUGGGUUUCUGGGGACUCUGCUGCAGCAGGGUCGCGACCCUUCAGCCACCCUUGGUCACUGAUGGCCCCCCUCACCCCCAGCCCCAGUGAUGCCCAUCAAGCCCUUGGGCUCUCCAGCCUUUCUUCAGGGGAGGAAGACAUCCCAGAGGGGACUCAGAAACCUUGGGGGGCUGGAGCAGUCUCAGGGCUGGCACCUCACUUCUCCUGGGGGAGCCCCCCAAGUGGACUUUCCAGACUGCACCAGGCACCCACAGUUACUCAGAGCCCUGCUCAGCUGCCCUCUGCCCUAUAAGGAAACUAAAGACUCCUAGGGACUCCACUGCUUUGGGUCGUGCGGAGCAGCAACGGCCCUUCCUGUGCUUCUGACCCUUCUCCGGCUAUUUUCACAAGACUUGUGGUCACUGGGCUCCAUGUGACCUCUGACAUUCAUAAGCCUCCCUAGGCUGAGUCUGGGGCAGGGGUUGCAUCUGGCUUCUAUUGUGGCUGAGAAUGGAGAGGGGGAUGACAAUGGAUCUGGGUGGCCUGUAUUGCCACACUGAUACCCUGUGUAUGUUCCUGCUGGGGGAACUGCUGCAUCACAGUAAAGCCUGUCUGAUUUUUAGACUCUA